UGAUAUUUUAUAAAUACCCUCUUGCUCAGCCCGUUUGUAAUAAUCUGUUUCCUCACCAUCCACGAGCUACAAGGAGGUUUCCAGCUAUAGCAACAGCUUCUCCCUUUCAAACGUAUAUCACGCCUUGGGCACUCAUUCUUUCGCUGUUUCCGCUCAUUUCUUUCUUUGGGUCAUUCUUUAUCAACUGUAUAUUCCGUCUCGGUUAGAACACCCCUCAAGAAAUCCAUUCAAUAUGGUUGGCUCAGCUAGUACUAUCGCCCUCGCUGCAGCAGUCGCCAGCAUUGCGACCGCUUCGCCGGCACGUCCGCCCAAGGUUGGGACUUUCUCUGUCCCUCAGGUCAAGAACCCUGGCUUCAAGCCUCAUGGCCCGGCGCAGCUGGCUAAGGCAUACCUGAAAUAUGGUGUCAAGCUCCCGGACGGCUUGUCUAGGAUUAUUGCCGACUUGAAGGUUUUCCGCCGCGAUAGCGGAAGCGCUAAGGCUACCCCGGAGCAGUACGAUAUCCAGUACCUAACUCCCGUCUCGAUCGGAACUCCUCCUCAACAACUUAACCUUGAUUUCGAUUCUGGCUCGUCGGAUCUCUGGGUCUUCAGUACCGAGCAACCUAGCAACAGUAUCAACGGCCAGACACCGUACAACCCCCAAGAUAGUAGCACGGCUAAGAAACUCAGCGGUGCCAGCUGGGACAUCUCAUACGGUGACGGCAGCUCUUCGAGCGGUGACGUUUACACCGACGUCGUUACCGUCGGCGGCGUGACAUUCAAGAACCAGGCUGUGGAGGCAGCUAAGAAGGUCUCCGACCAAUUUACGAGCGACAGCAACAACGAUGGCCUUUUAGGUCUCGCCUUCAGCAGCAUUAACACAGUAACUCCCAAGCAGCAGAAGACGUUUUUCGACAAUGUCGCACCCAGCCUCGACGUCGCUGCCUGGACUGCUGAUCUCAAAUACCACGAGGCCGGUACCUACGACUUCGGUGUUAUCGACAAGUCCAAGUACACUGGUGAGAUCACCUACACAAACGUCGACAACAGCCAAGGAUUUUGGGCUUUCACCAGCUCCGGAUACGGUGUCGGUAACACCAGCUUCAAGCAGAGCCCGUUCCAGGGUAUCGCUGACACCGGCACUACCCUUGCGCUGCUCCCCGAUUCUAUUGUGAAGGCGUACUACCGCCAGGUGUCGGGUGCCAAGCUGGACCAGCAGCAGGGUGGCUACACAUUCCCCUGCUCUGCUAGCCUACCCGACUUCGUCUUCGGUGUCGAGGAUGCUAAAUUCAACAUUCCCGGCCAGUACAUCAACUACGCCCCUGUCGAUGAUUCCACCUGCUUCGGUGGUAUCCAGUCCGACGAGGGUAUUGGCUUUUCUAUCCUCGGUGAUGUUGCUUUGAAGGCGGCCUUCGUCGUCUUCGACAGCUCCGAGGGCAGCCCGAGACUGGGUUUCGCCAAGAAGAACUUGUAAAUCACGACAGUUUCCGCCCCAGUCGACUGGUUGCAUAGUAUAUAUUCGUCUAAAAGCGCACUCGAGCGUAGCACACGUUUUGGGAUUGAUGGUUUGACGAUGAGGUUGGAUUUGAAAUGAUUCUUCUACUUGUAUAUGAUUGGCGCAACUUGAGUGCGUGGACAUUCUUGUUGAGAUGCGACGCUCUGUAUAUCAUUUCCAUAUAAUGAAUUUAACCGGAGCAUUUGAUGAUAUCAAGAAUGGGACAUCUUUCCUACUUCCCAGUAUGAGAUAGCAAUAACUCCGAGUUGGGGGGCUAGCAGGGGGCUUGCUGCGAAUAUAUUAAAGAUGAAUAUGUGAGAUUACACUACGAUACUUAGACCGAAGCACAUUGUAAAUAGAAUGCUUCUGGAAG
Daldinia caldariorum is the source of this 1847-nucleotide messenger RNA. RefSeq names its product endothiapepsin. Gene Ontology annotation, molecular function: aspartic-type endopeptidase activity. The record is from RefSeq and is a predicted model, not a curated record. Bases 233 to 1453 code for a protein of 406 amino acids. Gene Ontology annotation, biological process: proteolysis. The transcript is spliced from 2 exons. NCBI's taxonomy places the organism in Eukaryota, Fungi, Ascomycota, Sordariomycetes, Xylariales, Hypoxylaceae.